Messenger RNA from Clupea harengus (Atlantic herring), 5152 nucleotides. RefSeq names its product SIN3 transcription regulator family member B (gene sin3b). Gene Ontology annotation, molecular function: transcription corepressor activity. The record is from RefSeq and is a predicted model, not a curated record. Gene Ontology annotation, biological process: negative regulation of transcription by RNA polymerase II. Gene Ontology annotation, cellular component: chromatin; Sin3-type complex. NCBI's taxonomy places the organism in Eukaryota, Metazoa, Chordata, Actinopteri, Clupeiformes, Clupeidae.
AUUUUGACUGAGAUUGCGCACUUGGGUAUCUUCACUUCCGGGCGUCAAGACUGCACAGCUGCCGCCGAAUUUAAAGAGAUAAGGAAUAGUUAUUUAAAAUAACACCUCAUAGUGCUGUUGUUCAUAACCGUUUGUUUUAAGGCUGCAACAUCGUGUAGUUUUACAACUGUUAGUGGUUUUGUGUCAUAACGAGUUUUGCCUGCUCUUUUACUUGGUGGAGAUCUUUUUUUCUUUUGCUGGCUAGCGAGCUAGCUAGCCAUCCAGUGAGUAAAUGAUGGAAGCUAGCCUUAGCGUUAUGUUGCUAGCUAGCUAGCCACCCGACGAAGAACUGAUUUGUCGACUGCUUUAUAGAUAAAUAAAGCGUCAAAAGAGCCUGUAAAGCAAUCGAAUACUAUCUCAGUAGCAACCUACUGAACACAAUGGCUAAAAUUCAGGCACACAGCAACACGAAGCAAAUAAACCAAAUUCAAGACAAAGCAUAUGUUGUACAAAAGCAAGUACAACAACAGCACUUUCAAAAACUGAAGGUCGAAGAUGCCUUGUCGUAUCUUGAUCAAGUCAAAAUACGGUUCGGAAAUGACCCAGGAAUAUAUAACAAAUUCCUGGACAUCAUGAAAGAAUUCAAGUCUCAAAGCAUUGAUACUCCGGGAGUAAUAAACCGAGUGUCUCAGCUUUUCCAUGGACAUCCAGAUCUGGUGUUGGGAUUUAAUGCCUUCUUGCCCCCGGGCUAUCGAAUAGAGAUACCCAAGAAUGGCAUGGUGUUCCUGCAGUCCCCGUUUUCUGCACAAAGUUCUGCAGGUCAGAGUAAGGCUGUGACGGGCACGCCAGUGAUGGUGCGUUCCUCGUCGUCCGCGGCCGAAGGGGGUCCUGUGCCGAGCGAGUCCAUGGCGUCGCCCGAGAGCGUCUCCUCGUCCUCCGCCUUGGCGGGGGCAGAGUCCUCCUCCUCCAGACUGUCUCUGCCCCUCCCCAGCCGCGAGAGCCACGCCCAGCCCUCUGCAGGCUCCUCCCCUACCUCCGAGCCCAGCCCAGUGGAGUUUGACAGUGCCAUCAGCUACGUCAAUAAGAUCAAGAACCGCUUCCUGGACCAUCCCGAGACCUAUAGAUCCUUCCUGGAGAUACUGCAUACAUACCAGGUGUGCGUCAGUCAGAUUCACACUGUAAAGCCAGAGAUGAAAGAGCAGUUGGAAAUUAAAGAGAGCAGGGGUCGUGGAAGUGGAGUGAUGACCGAGGAUGAGGUCUUCUCCAAGGUGGCCAGCCUCUUCAAAGGACAGGAGGAUCUCCUGGCGGAGUUUGGACAGUUCUUGCCGGACGCCAAGAGAUCCCUGUUUACCAGCAGCUCCUUGACUGGCAAAGACCACCUUAAGAAAGCCGAGGAGGACGACCUGAGCAAACAGACCAAGAAGAGACCCAGACCCAUGCUGCUACCACACAUGACCCCCCUGCUAAAGAAAAAGAUGAAGUACUCCUGUGCAAAAGACCAGUCGUUUGCUUCGGUUGGAAAGCACGGGGUUCUGCGAGAGUUUUCGUUCUUCGAUAAGGUGCGGCGUCUCUUUAAGAGUCAAGAGGUGUAUGAGAACUUCCUGCGCUGUAUCGCGCUCUUCAACCAGGAGGUGGUCUCUGCCGCCGAGCUGCUGCAACUAGUAACUCCCUUCUUGGGGAAGUUCCCGGAGCUCUACACCCAGUUCAAGUCGUUUCUGGGGGAGAAGGAGCUGGCCCAUUCGGUGUCGGGGCUGGCCGACCGCUACAUGGAGGGCGGGGGCCGGGAGGUGGACUACGCCUCCUGCAAGCGGCUGGGAUCCAGCUACAGAGCCCUGCCCAAGACCUACCAGCAGCCCAAGUGCAGCGGACGCACCGCUAUCUGCAAAGAGGUCCUUAAUGACACGUGGGUGUCCUUCCCCUCCUGGUCGGAAGACUCCACCUUCGUCAGCUCCAAGAAGACCCCGUACGAGGAGCAGCUCCAUCGCUGUGAGGACGAGAGGUUUGAGCUGGACGUGGUUCUGGAGACCAACCUGGCCACCAUCCGUGUCCUGGAGAGCGUGCAGAAGAAGCUGUCACGCAUGUCGCCCGAGGACCAGGAGCGCUUCCGGUUGGACGACUGCCUGGGCGGCACCUCCGAGGUCAUCCAGCGCCGCGCCGUCUACCGUAUCUAUGGCGACAAGGCUCCAGAGAUCAUCGAGGGGCUGAAGAGGAGUCCGGCCACUGCUGUGCCUGUGGUGCUGAAGAGGCUGAAGGCGAAGGAGGAUGAGUGGCGUGAGGCGCAGCAGGGCUUCAAUAAGAUCUGGCGGGAGCAGUACGAGAAGGCCUACCUCAAAUCGCUCGACCACCAGGGGGUCAACUUCAAGCAGAACGACAUGAAGGCCCUGCGCUCCAAGAGCCUGCUGAACGAGAUCGAGAGCAUCUACGACGAGCGCCAGGAGCAGAGCACAGAGGAGGGUGGCGUGGGCCAGCAGAGGGACGGCAGCGGCGGAGGCGCGGUGCCCAGUGAGCCCCACAUGGUGUUCGGCUACGAGGACAAGCAGAUCCUGGAGGACGCGGCGUCCCUCAUCAUCUACCACGUGAAGCGCCAGCCCACCAUCCACAAGGACGACAAGGACCACAUCAAGCGCAUCAUGCAGCACUUCGUCCCCGACCUGUUCUUCGCCCGCCGCGGCGAGCUCAGCGAGACCGAGGACUGGACGGACGAGGAGAACGAGGCUGAGGACGGCGGGGACCGAGCCCCCGGCGCCAUGGCAACAGGAGGGGCCUCCAUGGGAGGCGGAGGCGGGUCUGACCACGGAGGGCCGGGGCCGCUGAGCGGCCAGCAGCAGCAGCAGCAGCAGCAGCAGCAGCAGCAGCAGCUGAACGGAGACUCGCGGAGACGCCGCUGCACCUCACCGCCGAGCUCCACCGGCACCGACACCCCCACCACCACGGCCGCGCCGCACACCCCGCCCGCCCCGCGCCAGGCUCCCGGCGAGGCCAGCGGCGCCGGCGGAGGCGGCGGCGAGAAGCUGGACCUGCGGGACCCGGAGGCGGAACACCAGAAGGAACUGGACGGCGUGUACAACCUGUUCUUCGUCAACAACAACUGGUACUUCUUCCUGCGGCUGCACCAGACGCUGUGCCAGCGCCUGCUGCGCGUGUACCGGCAGGCGGAGAGGCAGCUGCUGGAGCACCGCGCCGAGCAGAGCCACCAGAGGAUGCUCAUGGCCGAGGGAUGGAGGGACAAGCCCAGCGACCUCGCCAUGGAGCUGCGCCUCAAACAGCCCAGUGAGGUGGAGCUGGAGGAGUACUACCCGGCCUUCCUGGACAUGGUGCGCAGCCUCCUGGACGGCAACCUGGAGGCCACGCAGUACGAGGACACGCUGAGGGAGAUGUUCACCAUCCACGCCUACAUCGGCUUCACCGUCGACAAGCUCAUCCAGAACAUCGUCAGACAGCUCCAGCACCUGGUGAGCGACGAGGUGUGUCUGCAGGUGGCCGAGCUGUACCUGGCGGAGCGGAAGCGAGGUGCUGCCGGGGGCAACCUCUCCUCCCAGUGUGUGCGCGCCGCCUGGGAGACCAGCUACCAGUGGAAGGCCGAGAGGGUCAUGGCCGAAGAAAACUGCUUUAAGGUGAUGUUCCUCCAGAACAAGGGAGAGGUCACUCUGACCGUGGAGCUGCUGGACACCGAGGAGGCCCAGGCUGACGACCCUCUGGAUGUGCAGUGCCUGUCCAACUACAUGGAACAGCUGGUGGGCAGCGAGGCGUCCCUCUUCGGUCAGAGCGAGGGCUGCUACUUCAAGCCCGUCUUCCUGCCAAGGAACCUGCGCCACUUCCGCCACUGGCAGGUGCGGCAGGUGGAGGCCAUGCGCUUCCGGAGAGAGUGGCACCGGCAGCUGGGCGUGGAAAGUGCCGGAAGCCUGGACUGCCGCUUCAAGCUCAACACACACAAGAUGGUGUUCGUCAUGAACUCCGAGGACUACAUGUACCGGAGAGGAGCCCUGGUGAAGGCGAGGAAGUCUCAGCACAGGGUGGCGUGUGUGCAGCACGAGCGCUUCAAUCAGUGGCACCAGGGCUGGCUGAGUGAGAACGUGAGCGCGGCGGGGGAGCGGGCCGUCCACCACUGGCUCAUGGGAGAGGACGAGGAGGACAUGCUGCCCUGCAAGACCACCUGCGUCUCCACCCACCUCAAAGGCCUGCCCGUCAACAGAUACCAGGUUCUCUACAGCAGCAAGCCACCGGCCUCACCCUAAACCAAGCCUGUGUGUGUGUGUGUGUGUGUGUGUGUGUGAAUGAGUGUGAGAGAGAGAGAGAGAGGGAGAGAAAGGGGACUGGCUUCACCUGCAUCACAUCCCUACACCCCUGAUGAUGAUGAUGAUGAUGAUGAUGGUGGUGGUGGUUCUCUAAGGGACUGAUCCACAGCCUGAAGGCACACGGAUCAUUUAGAGGACACAUUGAGCUCCGGCGUGCCGUUGGACUGUGGAGCUGGUCAUGAUUCCUUGCGUCGGUGCCUCGCGCUGAAGACGGCGGUUGCACAGAGUAGAUGACAUGAAAGCUGAAUGAAGAUGAACAAAUGAAUGGGUAAAUGUUUGUUAGUUUGUUGGGAAAGUUGUGUGUAUUUUCUUUUCUUUUUUUUCUUUCUUUUAAGUCAGUCUUAAGUUUUUAGUUUUGUGAAGUGCGAGGGUCUUUGGUUUAUGUGUGUGUGUUUAUACUGAAGGACUGAGAGACAACAAUGAAAGUGGCCUCUUCUGUACAGCGCCAUCUAGUGGCUAACUGCAUAUGGAUACCUAGCGUGCAUAUUCUUUAUGCAGCUCCCUUUUUGCAUAUGCAUUGACUUGACUUAAUGAAUGACACAUAAAGAUGAAUUUGUUCCUGUUUUGUUCUCUGGCAACCAACUCUUAAUGUCUUUGUUUCACUCUUUUUAUUUUUUAUUUCUUUCUAAGCAUACUUUUUAAAUCAUCUGUGACUAAUCCUAUCAGUAGAUUGCCAGUGCCGUCUUGUGACAAGUCUCUACGGUCUACUCUUGUUUCUUUGUUUGUUUUCUUUCGGAAUCAUGCAUCAGAUGAAUUCUCCACAUCAUUGCUUUUACAUGUUAAAAUGGAAAGGCAGAAUAUCAGUGUUUAAAUACAAUGUAUAACAUUUAUUCUGUAUCAAUUAUCCUGAAAUAAACAACCUAGUUGUGAACUUCUCA